AUGAUGGUCAUCAUCAUUGCUGGAGAAGGUGAAGUGGGUGAUAAACCGAGGUCAAGAUGGAACCCAGGUUUUGCAUUAGUGGAGGAGGUGCAACAGUCUGGGCAUCACCAGUCGGCGCAAAACAGAUUUGGUGACUCAGUCAUUGUAUGUUCCUACCUCAGAGACAUCAUAGAACCCAUCAUCAUCCCCCAAUUCUGCCAGCACACCCAAAACUUUAGGUUCAUGGACGAUAAUGCUCCAUACAUCGUGCCAGAAUUGUCACAGCUCAACUUCAGGAAGUCAAAGUGCUUCAUAUGGUAUUGCCAGCAAUGUCCCCAUGACCUGAACCCCAUAGAGCAUGACGGAGUCAGUGUGGUCCAGCCAGCCUCCUCCGCACAGGCCCUCUUUGAAGCGGUUGAGGAUAGACUGGUUGGACAGCAGCACUAUAAGGAUCCACAGAGCCACAGUCACGGUGCUAGACAUGCCUUUGCUCAUGACCAGCACCAGGUGGUGCCACUGCCCUUCAGCGAUCAGCUCUCCACAGCGGAAACGGGCACAGCAGGGCAAGAUCUCAUAGAAAGAGGCUUCUUCACUUGA
This is a messenger RNA of Menidia menidia (Atlantic silverside), 576 nucleotides long. Lineage: Eukaryota; Metazoa; Chordata; Actinopteri; Atheriniformes; Atherinopsidae. The record is from the annotation of a GenBank genome assembly.